Messenger RNA from Cladophialophora immunda, 1189 nucleotides. RefSeq names its product methionine-R-sulfoxide reductase. Bases 1 to 861 code for a protein of 286 amino acids. Gene Ontology annotation, biological process: protein repair; response to oxidative stress. Lineage: Eukaryota; Fungi; Ascomycota; Eurotiomycetes; Chaetothyriales; Herpotrichiellaceae. The transcript has 2 exons. Gene Ontology annotation, molecular function: peptide-methionine (R)-S-oxide reductase activity. The record is from RefSeq and is a predicted model, not a curated record.
AUGAUUCCACAAUCAUUGCCCCGCUAUUACGCUGCUUCAACCAAUCGCCAUGUCCGAGAGGCUUCGAUUGCAUCAUCGACGCUGGCUGGCGCGUUGGAGGUCGUGAGGCGCAGGCUCGCUUGGAUCUCAAAUACGCAUUUUGUCAGUUUCGUCCUUUCCCCUCCUCCCCAUUACCGAGUUCAACAAGGACUAUAUAUCAUCCAUCGUCUCAGGGAGUGUCUCUUGAUGCGCUUCCCAUCGUUCCCUAGCAUCGUCCGCAGACUCUACACGUUCGGCAACGCAACCGCAUUUCGAUUCCAACAACCGCUGCGGGGUAAUCGUCUCUCGCAAACCCAUCGCGCCGCUGUCCCCAAGUCUAUGUCCUCAAUCCCUUUCUUGAGCGCUCUAUUCGGAACCUCGACUCCGGCUUCAGCCAAGAUGACCUAUCCGGACACAAGAUCAAAUGAUGAGUGGAGGACCGUGCUGAACAAAGAACAAUUCCGCAUCCUUCGCGAAAAGGGCACCGAAGCCCCCUUCACGGGCGAAUACGACAAGCACAUGCCCGACCAGGGCGUCUACACCUGCGCCGCCUGCAAUGCGCCCCUCUACAAGGCCAACCACAAGUUCAAGUCCGGCUGCGGCUGGCCCGCGUACUUUGACAGCAUCCCCGGCGCCGUGACACGGCACACGGACAGCAGCUUCGGCAUGGAGCGGACCGAGAUCGUCUGCUCGAACUGCGGCGGGCACUUGGGACACGUCUUCAAGGGUGAGGGCUACCCGACGCCGACGGACGAGAGGCAUUGCGUGAAUAGUAUCAGUUUGAAGUUCCACGACAAGGAGGAUGAGACGUCUGCAAAGGAAGGGAAUGGGGAGGCGAAAUAACGGCAUCUUCUGAGAAUUUAAAAAAAAAAAAAAUGAUUACUAUGGUCGACGGCUUUUUCAGCGAAGGGGGAGGAGGCAAAACAAUGUGCCUCAACCGAAAUGAAUUCAGCGAUAUGUCUGUCGAAUCUGCAAAGGCACGACGAAGAAUGAGGAACUGAAUGUGCGGUUUCUAGAUAUAUAAGGCGGUUAGAAAAUCUCACAGCCUAUGUUCGCAGCCGUCGCUCGCGGCUCACCUUGCUUCCAGCUUUGGGUUAAUGCGGCCCUGUGUUCUCCCCGGGCUCGCAGUGUGGCUAUGUACCUCGUUCUAGGUAUACUUGAUAAAUUCCCC